This is a messenger RNA of Notolabrus celidotus (New Zealand spotty), 2296 nucleotides long. It is a transcript of the gene trim110, whose product is annotated as tripartite motif containing 110. Bases 325 to 1854 code for a protein of 509 amino acids. NCBI's taxonomy places the organism in Eukaryota, Metazoa, Chordata, Actinopteri, Labriformes, Labridae. Gene Ontology annotation, molecular function: zinc ion binding; protein binding. The record is from RefSeq and is a predicted model, not a curated record. The transcript has 9 exons.
GACAGGCACCGAGGGUCAGGCUCAUAAGCUGCUGGGGUCGUUUCUGUUUCCGACGGGACAUGCUUCUGCAGGAUGGGACCGACGGAGGUGCACAUUGGCCAACACACAACUUUUAUUCUGUCUCCCUGCACACUGGAAAAAAGUCAUGUGACCUCCAUGAGUCCAGUGCGAAGGUUCAAGCAGAGGCUGAUCUGCUGGGAUUAGCCUCUACAGCCGGCACACUGACCACACACACAACACACACUCACCGAUGGCCACGGUCUGCAAACAUCAGGUCACCAACAGUCCCUCUGUGUGACAAACACACAACCCACAUUUGGAACCAUGGCGUCUGGAGAGGAAGAGCUGACCUGUUCUGUGUGCCGAGACUCCUUCAGCCAAGCCCACCCACUGCCCUGCGGUCACAGCUUCUGCCCCACCUGCAUUCGUGAGGCCUGGAGCGCCCAGGACGAGGAGAAAGCUCGCUUCACCUGCCCGCAGUGUCAGGAGGAGCAUGGCGAGGUGCUGUGUGACUGCUGCCCUUCUGAUGCAGAGGGAGGACAGCAUCCGUUAGCUGUCAAGACCUGCCUGAAGUGUGAAGUGUCACUGUGUGCCCAACACCUUCAGCCCCAUCUGGAGAGGCCGGCAUUUAGCAAACACCUGUUGGUGGACCCGCUGAUGGACCUCUCCCAGAGACGAUGUCAGACUCACUCAGAAAUAUUACGCUACUACUGUGCGGACGAGAGGGUGUAUGUGUGUGGAGACUGUCUGCUGGAUGGAGGCCACGCUCAGCACAAAGUGAAGGCACUGAGACAGGUGGAGGAGGAUCUGAAGGUCAUUCUCCAAACACUGCUUAGAAAAUCAGAGGAAAAAUUGAGAGAAGGAGAGCGAAUCCUGAGAGAGCAUGAGAACAUUGAUAACACCAUGACUGACUCUGUGAAGCAGGAAGACACCCAGGUGGAGCGGCUGGGAUCAGACCUGCAGGUCCAGGUGAGGAAGCUGGUGAUGGCUCUGAGGGAGAUCACCAAGAGGGAGAGACAGCAGGUGAUGGAACGAGUGAACGAGGACUGCUCUAAGGUGAGGGAGGACAUGAGCCAAGCGUUGAACAUCCAGCACUACCUGUCCUCUCUGCUGGCCGAGCCCGACCCUUUCCUGCUCAUCUGGGCCUUUCAAUCAGACGACACAAAACUUCUAGAGGACCUGAGCACCCCUCUCUUCACCCCUGAUGCCGUCAGUCUGGACAGGAAACACAUCUUGGAAGACAUAGAGAGCAAGUACCGAGAGUUCAUCACCGCCACCCUCCGCUGCCUCAGUGACCUCAAACGUGAGCUCUUGACGAGUCCUCUGACUCUGGACACAAACACAGCUCAUCCUCUGUUGAGCAUCUCUGAUGACCUCCGCUCAGUGACGCGGGUGAAGAGCCGUCUCCCCUGUGCUGCUCACCCCGAACGUUUCGACCACUGGCCACAGGUCCUCACCGCUCAGACCUUCUCCUCUGGAACUCACUACUGGGAACUGGAGGCUGAGGGAUUCUGGGAUAUCGGCGUCUGCUACAGAAGUAUUGGGCGGAAGGGGAAAGAGGGCAAUGCCUUUGGAAACAAUAAGGUGUCCUGGAGUCUGACUCAGCAGCACGACAGGAAGCUGGCUGCCUGGCACAACCGCAAAAAGACCCGCCUCACCUACCAAAUGACUGGUAACCGAGUCGCCGUGGCCAUGGACUACGGCACAGGCACCAUCACCUUCUCUGAGAUUGGUCCGUCCAACAACCUCAUCCACAUUCACACCUUCUCCACCACCUUCACUCAGCCGGCCUGUCUGGGCUUUGGACUCUACAAAGCUGAGCUCAACAGCCGCAUAUUGAUCGUCAAAGUCUGAGGAGGAGGAGAAAAAAGAGGAGGACAGCUAUAAAGUCAUGUCAUGAGAGGGUGGCGUGGAUUUAUUUCUCCAUGCUCUGAAAGAGUCAAAUAGAGAGAACGAGAAAAUACACUGUCUCCUGAAACAACACUUUCAGACUGUUUCCAACUUUUUAUUCAACUCUGAUUUAAAUUCCAGCAAACAGGUCACUGAAAGCUAUACAACCACUGUAAAGAAAGUGUAAAUGUAGUUUAGUUUAGAUGCCAGGUUUAAUUUUUGUCUUCAAGUUUUACAAGAUUAUUUUUUUAAGCAUCACUGGUCUACCUCAGUUUGUCUGAAAGCUCAUGUGUUAAUGCUGCAUCAUGUUUUUAGACAUAAUGUGUACAUUCAUCCGGCUCUUUAAGAUCUCAUAUACACAGGAGAACAACAAAAUGAUAUAUUUAAAGAGAAAUGUGUGCAUUUA